UACAAGAGGUCAACAGAGAGAAACAGAGGCAGCUGAGAGGGAAAGUGCGAGAAAGUGCUUGAUCGUUGCUCUCUGUGUGCCAUGGCGAAGAAAGCAGUGCUGAUCGGAUGCAACUAUCCGGGGACGAAGAUCGAGCUGAGAGGCUGCAUCAACGACGCAAGGAGGAUGCACGAUUGCCUGAUCGAGCGUUACGGAUUCUCCGAUGACGAUAUCGCUGUCUUGAUCGACACCGAUAACUCCUGCAUCCAGCCUACCGGGAAGAACAUACGAUCGGCGAUUAAGAAGAUGGUUCGGUCGGCGGAGCCCGGAGACGUUCUGUUCGUACACUACAGCGGCCAUGGCACUCGCCUUCCUGCCGAGACAGGGGACGCCGAUGACACCGGCUACGAUGAGUGCAUUGUUCCUUCCGAUAUGAAUCUAAUCAUCGAUGAAGAUUUCAGAGAAUUCGUGAAGGAAGUCCCAAGAGGUUGCAGGAUCACAAUUGUUGCUGACUCAUGCCACAGUGGUGGUCUCAUAAGAGAUGCUAAGGAGCAGAUUGGAGACAGCACCAACACAAAGGUACAAGAACAAGGCCGUCAUCAUCAAGAUUCAAGCUCUAGUUUUGGAUUCAGAAGAUUUCUUCUUGAAACAAUGGAGGAAGCAAUUGAGUCUCGUGGAAUCCACAUCCCUUCUGCAUUUCGUCAUAGCAGAAGAAGACGCCAUGAGGAAGAAGACAAUGAAGAAGAAGAAGAAGACGAAGAAGAAAGGGAUAUGGAGGAUGGGAUUGUGAAGAAUAGGUCUCUGCCUCUCUCAACACUGAUUGAAAUGCUAAAGCAGAAAACUGGGAAAGAUGAUAUAGAUGUUGGGAAGCUGAGGCUCACCCUUUUUGAUAUCUUUAAGGAAGAUGCUAGCCCUAAAGUGAAGAAGUUCAUCAAGUUUGUCUUCAACAAACUACAGCACCAUGGAGGCGGUGAAAGCGAAGAACAAGAGGGUGGAUUGUUGGGGAUGGUGGGAAGUCUUGCCUUAAAGUUUCUGAAACAUAAGCUGCAUGAAAAUGAAGGGUAUGCAGAACCUGCCAUGGAAACACAUGUAGACAAUAACCAAGAGGUAUAUGCUGGAGGCAGAACGGAUAGUGUUGUAGAUGGGGGAAUUCUGAUGAGUGGGUGCCAGAGUGAUCAAAAAUCAGCUGAUGCAAGUCCUUCUGGGAAUUCUGCAAAAGCAUAUGGCGCUUUUAGCAAUGCAAUUCAGAUCAUCAUUCAAGAGACUGAUGCUCAAGUCACUAAUCAAGAACUGGUUUUGAAGGCUAGGAAGCUGCUUAAGAGUCAGGGUUUUGCUCAAGAACCUGGACUCUAUUGCAGUGAUCACCAUCUUUAUCAAACUUUUGUGUGCUAAUCACAAGUUGGAUCUUCUAAACUUUUCAAGUAUCAGUUGUAAAGAAAUUUUGCUGGAGCAUGUUUGUUCGCACCUGGGCGUUUUACUUGUGUAAUUCUGUAUCAAGUCCUGCAUGUUCGUAUGA
This is a messenger RNA of Prosopis cineraria, 1495 nucleotides long. Its product is annotated as metacaspase-5-like. The record is from RefSeq and is a predicted model, not a curated record. Gene Ontology annotation, biological process: proteolysis. NCBI's taxonomy places the organism in Eukaryota, Viridiplantae, Streptophyta, Magnoliopsida, Fabales, Fabaceae. Gene Ontology annotation, molecular function: cysteine-type endopeptidase activity. The transcript is spliced from 4 exons. Bases 82 to 1371 code for a protein of 429 amino acids.